Messenger RNA from Funneliformis caledonium, 374 nucleotides. The record is from the annotation of a GenBank genome assembly. NCBI's taxonomy places the organism in Eukaryota, Fungi, Glomeromycota, Glomeromycetes, Glomerales, Glomeraceae.
GUGUUAAUGAUAUAGGAAUGAUGUGUCCUAUUCGUGUUGGCAUGAAAACACAAGUAGAAAUAAAUAAAAAAAAAUUUAUUAUACGUGUUUUAGAAGGAAAUAAAAAUGAUAUAAAUCAAUCUGGCUAUACUUAUCAAUGCGAUUCUGAUUUCAGUGAAAUUAAAGAUAAUCCAACUAAUGCAAUUACUUCUUUAUAUAGAAAAAUUUUCAAAAUUCAAACAAAAAUUUCGGGUUCAAUGGUUAUGGGCUUUGAUAAAGAAUCAAUAUUUAGUGAAUUAUUACAUGAUAUAGAAUUUUAUCCUUAUUCAAUUAGUUUAGCAGAUAAAUUAUCUAUUAUGAUCUUUAGUUUAGGUGCUUCUAAAAAGGAAGGUUAG